UGCUAUCCUUUUGUUCCUCUGCUCUAUAUUUUCUCCCCAAAUUUAUUACUAGUUUACUACACUCUCCAACAAAGAAGGAAAAGAGAGAGAACCGCCAGAAAAAUCAGCAAUUACAUCCCUUCCAAAUUUGCAGCAGGUUUCUAGCCGCCAUAGCCGCCGCAAACGGUGCCUCUCUCACGCACCAACCAACCAAUGAAAAAAUGUAAGACAAGUGCCACAAAUGGAAAACGACAACGACAACACCUCCCCUUCAAGAACUGUCAGCCCCGCCGCCAACAACGACAACACCGCCACCAACAUUGACAACACCGCCACUAAUUCAAGAAUUGCCAGCACCAUCGCCAACAAUGACAACACCGCCGCCACUACUUCAAGAACUCCCAGCAUCGCCGCCAACAACGACAACACCGCCACUAUUAUAAGAACUGCCAGCGGCGCCUACAACAAAAACGCUUGCGCUGCUUGCAGUUACUUGCGCAAAAAAUGCACCGCCGAUUGUAUUCUAGCACCGUAUUUCCCUCAAAGCCGCCGGGGACAGUUCGCCAACGCGCUUCGACUCUUCACCGUCAGCAAAAUGAUCAGCAUCAUCAAGAAUAUGGACCCCCGAACCCGAGACGACGCCAUGACCGCAAUUCGGUACCAGUCUGAUGUUCGAGCCAGGGACCUUGUUGGGGGCUGUUACAGAUACAUACAGCACCUGGAUUCUGAGAUUGCGCAGCGCCAGAACGAGCUGAAUGAGUUUCGAACACUGCUCGAAUAUUACAGAAGGCCAUUCAUUCAAGAAAUGAUGCCACAGCCACAACAAAAUCACCCUGGUUUUCAAGAUGAGAUACCAUUGAUGUUUCAGGAUGAUAACAAAGAACAAGAAGGAGACGAGAAUGAUGAUCAGAAGAAUGUUCUUGAACUGAAUAAAAAAAUGAAAUAACCUUGGUGUGGUGCAGUGAUGAUGAAGUGGUUUUAUUUAAGAUUGACAAGGUAGAAGGUUUUGCUGAUUGCAUUCAACAAACUCAACCCUGAUCAGAAAGGUGAAACAAUUUUGUUCAUUUGUUCCUACAAAUCAAACUAGCUAGGGUGUUAGAGAUUGUAGAAAUUAUAUGCUCGUUUUUACAGGAACUCUUAAGAGUACUUCCUCCACAUUGUGUCCAACUUUAGUGACACGGUUUUCUUUUUGUACUCCUAAGAGUUGUUUGUUUAUAUAAGCAUUACCUCAACAUUUUGUACUGAUGUUCUAUCCCCUGCUCUCAGAGUAAAAGCACAGAUUUGUUUACCAU
Molecule: messenger RNA, 1271 nt
Organism: Lotus japonicus
Lineage: Eukaryota; Viridiplantae; Streptophyta; Magnoliopsida; Fabales; Fabaceae
Product: LOB domain-containing protein 7-like
Exons: 2
Coding region: 221-925 (234 amino acids)
Source: RefSeq, a predicted model, not a curated record